UCGAUUCCUAGCCCUGGAGUGAGUGAGGGGUGAUUUGGAUGGAAAUGAAGGCGGUGGUGUCUUGUAUCGGAUUUUUGCUAAUGUUUGCGUGGCUUUCUCCAAGCCAAGCACUUUAUUUCCACAUCGGAGAGACAGAGAAGAAAUGCUUCAUAGAAGAAAUACCCGAUGAAACCAUGGUGAUCGGAAAAUACAGAACACAACUUUGGGACAAACAGGCUGGCGCUUUUCUCCCAUCCACCCCUGGUUUAGGCAUGCAUGUGGAAAUCAAAGAUCCUGAUUCGAAGAUAAUUCUGUCUCGUCAGUAUGGCUCAGAUGGCCGCUUUACCUUCACAUCCCACACACCAGGCGAGCAUCAAAUUUGCCUUCACUCCAACUCCACCAAGAUGGUGCUGUUUACUGGUGGAAAACUGAGGGUGUACCUGGACAUUCAAGUUGGUGAGCACACCAACAACUAUCCAGAGAUCGCCGCCAAAGACAAGCUGACUGAGCUGCAGCUGAGAGUCAGACAGCUUCUGGACCAGGUGGAACAAAUCCAGAAAGAGCAGAACUAUCAGAGGUACCGUGAGGAACGUUUCAGAAUGACCAGCGAGAGCACGAACCAGCGCGUUCUCUGGUGGUCUAUCGCUCAGACCAUCAUCCUCAUCAUCACCGGCAUCUGGCAAAUGAGACAUCUCAAGAGCUUCUUUGAGGCCAAAAAGCUGGUCUGAAGAACAGACAGGCCUACAGAGAUGCUAGCUCGAGCAUGGAAAUACUCAAUGCUUCAUUCCAGCAUUUAUUUCUAACUAUUCAGUUUGGUCCAACUUUAGCUUAAGCAGAUAAAUUCAGAGAUUUCAUAACACAAAAGGACUUUUAGAUGCAAGAAGUUGUAUUUAGUCUUAAAUGUGCAGAAUAUUAAAUGGAUAGUUCACCUAAAAAUUAAUUACUCACCCUCAUGCUGUUCCAAACACGUAUGACUUUCUUUCUUGCGUGGAACACUAAAGGACAUGCUAGGCACAAUGUUAGCCUCAGUCACCAUUCACUUUCAUUGUAUGGAAAAAUAAUGCAGAUGGAACAACAUGAGGGUGAGUGAAUGAUGACUAUUUAUUUAACCCCCCUUGUUACAUGGCUUUAUUCUGCUGUAUCCUACUGUAUGUAAGUAUUAACCCUUAAAACCUAAUGACCAUUUAUCAUGAAUUAAUCAUGAUCAUAAUUGCUUAUACUUUAGGAUGUUGCAUCAAGUCUUCAUAUUACUUAAACAUCUGAUAUGAGAAGGAAAAGAAUGUUAUUCCUUUAAAGUGAUGAUUGUUAUGGGUGCAUGGAAAUUACUGUUGACUUUUCAGAUUUUAUAACAAAAAAAUGUGAAGAAUCAAGCCAGCUAAUCAUUUCAACAUUUCUGCCCUUUUUACAUACUGUAUGUAUUUAUUGAGGUAUAUUGAAAUCUGUGGCUUUGUUUUCACACCCUCUGCUAUUUUGUCUUUAAAACAUUUAUAUACUUUGAAAUAGGCUUGAUAUCCUAUAUAAGUAGUUUUAUAUCCUGACCAUAACUGAUUCUAACUGAAAUUUGUAACAGUUCUGACCAAGAAUAAAUGCAUAUUUUUGGAAUUGUUUUUAAUUUAACAGGGUUUACUAAAUCUAAAAGAACCAUUUCUGUUAUAAAUGUACUGUUUCUUACUUUGUGAUUUAUUUAUUUACUGAAUGGACCACCGGUAUGAAAUAUAAUUUCAAUAGACUCAAUAAGCAGGAUGUGUUGAAAAAUAAAUGUAAAAUGUUUUCAGGGUUUAUCUUCAAUCCCAAGACUGUUGUUUAUAGAAUCUUUAGAAAUGUUUGUACUGAUUUCUUGAAAUCAAGUUUAAUUCUUAAAAAGUUAAUUCACCCAAAAAUGAAAAUUGUCUCAUCAUUUACUCACCCUGUAUUUACUCACAAAUGCAUCAUUUAUGCCAUUCCAGAUGUGUAUGCUUUUCUUUCUUCUCUGUAGGUCCAUACAAUGCAACUGAAUAGUGGCCAGAACAUUGAAGGUCCAAAAAGCACAUAAA
This is a messenger RNA of Myxocyprinus asiaticus (Chinese sucker), 2012 nucleotides long. RefSeq names its product transmembrane emp24 domain-containing protein 4-like. Bases 39 to 707 code for a protein of 222 amino acids. The record is from RefSeq and is a predicted model, not a curated record. Gene Ontology annotation, biological process: endoplasmic reticulum to Golgi vesicle-mediated transport; Golgi organization; positive regulation of canonical NF-kappaB signal transduction. Gene Ontology annotation, cellular component: COPII-coated ER to Golgi transport vesicle; Golgi apparatus; endoplasmic reticulum-Golgi intermediate compartment. Lineage: Eukaryota; Metazoa; Chordata; Actinopteri; Cypriniformes; Catostomidae. The transcript is spliced from 5 exons.